AGAGCUGCAUUUCGAUUGCAAUAUCGAGACUCUCUCCCAUUAUUGUUGUGAAGAACCCUCGCUGACUUCGUGCCUUCGCCGUUCCGCUCCGCUGCGUUGUCGUUUGCUGAGACCCUCUUCCGCCAUUCCCACCCCGCUCGCUGGAAGAAGUCUGCUGUCUGAUCUCACCAAAAAAGAUCACCAUAGCACAAGCAAUCACGCAGCGAGCGACUAACGCGGAGGCGAUGGAGGGAUCCAAGAAGUUUGAGGAUGCGGCCCUGCGGGGUAUCACGCGCCAUCAUGUGUGGAAGAGCCGGACCAGUGACUUGACGGUGAUUAACCUCCGCGACCCUAGCGAGUUGUUGACCACGCAGGAGCCGGCCCCGCCCCUGGCGCUGGCAGCGGCGGCGGCAGCAACGGUGGCGGCCGAAGUGAAGCGGCAGGCCGCCCCGUCCUCGACGCCCCAGCAGCCGCGGCCUACGACAGGAAAGCAAGAAAGUUUGAGCGCGCUCCUGUCGAAGCUGCAGCUGGGCCGCCCAGCCACGGAGGCCGUGACCCAUCCCAAGGCAGCGCACAUGGCGACCCCUGCGGCCGCCCCCGCGGCAUCGUCCGCGUCCCCUUCUGCGCCGUCUUCGCAGCCACUCGCACCCGCCGUGGCGUCGCUGGUCAUGUCGUCGGCCGCCGCGGCCGCAUCGCCCGCCUUGUCGUCUCUGUCGGCUGCCCCACCGGUGCACGUCGUGGAGACGCAUCACCCGACCUUUCCUGACCUGAAGGAGUCAUCGUCGCCCGCGGUGGGCCAAUUUGAGUUCAUCACCGGAACGAACAUCCCCGGCCAGGGCGUCGUGAAGAAGACGGAGGGCCUGAACGAGGUGUCCAGCAUGGCACUCUUCCACGACCCACUGUGGGGAGGGUCUUCCCUGCUGGAUGGCUUCGGAGCCGCCCCGCCGCCGGUGAAGAGGUCGCCGAAGCCGCCGUCCCGCACCGCGCUAUCGGGGCUGUACGUCACGGCCGCGGCCACCACCGGUACCACCGCUAACAUCAGCAUGAACAACACGGGCACGUCCACUGCACACCUCUUCAACACGACGCCGCCGGCUGCCGUACACACGCCGGUGGCCUCGCCACCCGUGCCGACGAUGGCGCCGCAGCCCAUGCAGAUGAUGGGCGGAUUGGUUUCUGCCCCCCCGCUGGCCACCUCCUACCCGAUGUACACGAUGCCGCUGCAGUACGUGGCUCAGCCACAGUUUCCAGGCAGUGUCAUGUACAACUCGGCCGCGUUUUUCCCCUACGGUGCCACGGCGAUGAUGAUGCCGCAGCCGCAGCACGUGCAGCAGGGCUAUCCCGUGGCCCCGGCAGCCGUGAUGCGGCCCGGGACGAACAUCAAGGCGAUGCCCUUUGUGCCCGGAAGCACGAUGUAA
Leptomonas pyrrhocoris is the source of this 1397-nucleotide messenger RNA. RefSeq lists its product as hypothetical. The coding region runs from base 225 to 1397 and encodes 390 amino acids. NCBI's taxonomy places the organism in Eukaryota, Euglenozoa, Kinetoplastea, Trypanosomatida, Trypanosomatidae. The transcript has a single exon. The record is from RefSeq and is a predicted model, not a curated record.